Messenger RNA from Leishmania mexicana MHOM/GT/2001/U1103, 2955 nucleotides. Its product is annotated as putative methionyl-tRNA formyltransferase. The record is from RefSeq and is a predicted model, not a curated record. Gene Ontology annotation, molecular function: methionyl-tRNA formyltransferase activity. Gene Ontology annotation, biological process: biosynthetic process; conversion of methionyl-tRNA to N-formyl-methionyl-tRNA. The transcript has a single exon. Lineage: Eukaryota; Euglenozoa; Kinetoplastea; Trypanosomatida; Trypanosomatidae. Bases 1 to 2955 code for a protein of 984 amino acids.
AUGCGCUGCAUCGUGGAAAAUGCGCUGCGGUGCUCGAAGGCAAGCAACAGCAGUGACGACGCAGGUGAUGUGCACUGGUCACCCUUGGCUGCAGCGCCAUCAUCGCAGGGACGGCACAGGGCAAACAACGAAGAGGCCAUGGCAGAGGUGGACGCAUUCGUGCGUGAUCACAUCACUGUGGUGUGUCCGGCGCUUCCGCGUGGGAUGACGCCAGAGGAGGCGGCCAAGAAGUUCACGCGCCAGUAUCCGGUCGCGCGGUACUGCGUCGAGCACGGAUUGCCUAUCAUCCCAGUGGAUGACUCGAAGUCGCUGUCUCGGAGCGCCUUGCUGAAGGAGAUGCUGGCCAGCAGGAAAGACGUGUCAGCCAGUACGACAGGCUCACACGCACAUCAUCUUUACAGGAGCCCCCCCGUGUCGGGCCACCGGGUUUCACAUGCGCUGCCGUCAUCUGUGCCGCGCUGCGGAGCCGGCGCCCUUUCACCGUCAGCGAAUGGUAAGCCCAAUACGAAGGACGUUUCGUCAUGUUCUGCGUCCUCUUCGACUCCGCACACAUGGGCCGAUCAGGGGCGUUCACUGGCGGACUACGACCUCACCGUUGUCGUCUCCUUCCGCUACUUCCUGCCGAAGCGCCUGCUGCAUGUGCUGCCACCAGCGAUCAACAUGCACCCCUCGCUGCUCCCGCGCUACCGCGGCGCCAGCCCCAUCUUUACCGCACUGCGUCGCAACGAGACGUUGGGCGGCGUGAGCAUCACUCAAAUGAAACCGGAGCAGACGGCAAUGGACUCGGGGAACGUCCUCUGGCAGUGCGAGGUGCCCAUCCCCCUCGACAUGGACAUUCGCUUGUACUUCCCGCUGGUCACCCAGAUCGGUGCGGCUGGCCUAUGCGACCUUAUAUUUGGCGAAGCUCCACCAGCGCGGCGGCCAUCGGUGGCAGCCGGCGAUGUUUCUGUGCUUGCGCCCCCCUUGGCCUCAGCGCGGUCGUCCGCGUUCUGGUCCCACAGCUGCAGCGGUAGUCAACCACAGACUCACCAAGACGGCGUCGGCUGUCGUUCGACCAAGGCUGCAUCCACCAACAGCGCCACAGUGCCGUCGUGGUUCGCGCUGCGUCAGCGCAGUCUGUCACCGCUCGUGCACCGUCCCGGCGGCCGCGUUGCUGCGCCGGCUUCGGUUACGUCGCACGACACACACUUGCCGACGAGUACGCUCUUCAACGCCACCGAGCUGCCGUUCCUGACGUCCUUGGCAGCCUCGUCGAAAAAGUACCCCGCGGCGCAGACUCACCAAAUGCUGCACGCAUUAGAUGGCAUGACUCUGAAUCACUGCCUUGGUAGCUCUGAAGAGUCUCCCAGCACGGAUGGUGCAGAGGUGCACCAGCCUCGCUGCUGUCAACCCUGGAUGACGCUGUGCCGUGCCCCCACCCGCAUCACCCCUGAAGCGGUGCACGCCGCCAGCAAAACGCUUCGUGCGCUGUUCUUCCAGAAUCUGGAGAGCCCUUCCAAUGCUGCUGCCGCUGCUGCACCGGCGACACCGGCUUGCAGUGCCGCGGCGCACCAGCACAAGAAGAGUGGCACUGCCGAGGCACCGGCAGAGUGCAAGAGCGGGCCGCUAAGCAAAAGGACGGUCUCUCUCAGUGCGGCAGCGGAGUUGGGCGUUACAACCACCAUGAAGUGCGCGGAGGUUUUCCCAGCGUCGGUGCUGAGCCCGCACUGCGAUUGGCCCGACAGCUUUACGUACAGCUGGAGGUUUUCACAGGGGCAGAUGUAUCCUACCUACGCCCACUUCUCCGAGGAUCCCUACCAUGCACCACUGUUGCCGAAGGAUGCAGCAGUGGUGCGCUUCAGUAGUAUGGACGCUGCCGAAGCGUUCGGUGUCUGGCGCGCCUUCGUCGGCGGGGACUACUUCCAGCCCUCGGUGAAUGCCACACUCGACAAGGGUAGCACCCCGGUGCGCAACCAGCUGGUGCACCGCGCGUUGCGGCGGAUUCUGCUCAAGCGUGCCAAGCCGCGCGCCAAGCCGCAGGGAACUUCGCAGGAGCACAAGGAGUGCGUGGGAGCAAUGCACGAAAAGAUGUCGGCUUCCCCGGUGACCGUGACUAGCGAGGACACCGACGUUCCUGUCGGCAUCGUCGCAGGCAAGCAUGUUGACCUAGACAUCUUCAUCCCUGCGGGCCUUCAGCUACUCACAGAGGCGGAGCACUCACUACGCAUUCCUUGCACUUUCACACAGGUGGUGAACCCGGUACUGGCACCGGCGUGCGUGUGCGAAGAGUUGGCUGAGGUGGAGCGCAGCGGACAUCUGCGAAGAGAAUCUUCCACGUGCAUCCAUCAGCACCAGCCACAGCAGCAUCAGCGGCGCGUUCGCUUUUACCGUGCACCCGCGGCUAUUUUUCGCUCACUGCUGUGCAGCCGUACAAGCGACGGCGCUACACAGGAGACGACACGGCGGGCUAGGUGCGGAUCUGUCCUUGCGGUGGGUGAGCGCGGUGCGACAGGCACACAUAGCGCACACCUGCCCUUGCGGCAGCAACCGUGCGAAGCAGCUGGCGAAGGCGCAGUCCCUCACUUAACCACAACGUCACAUCGCGCCGCUUCUUCAGCGGCAGCUGAGAAGGGGCAGCGGCAGCCAGGCCAUGGCCACCCGAAUGCCGGUGGUGUAGCUGUGGCAGUGCAAACAGAGGAGCCGGGGGAGGACGAGGAGGCACCGGAGGACUACGUGCCUGAGGUCAUCCACGCCGCACCGCCGACGCAGCACUACAUCCAUAUCCCUCCCGGCACCGGCUACUUUCCUCGGUGUGACGACAGCUACGGCGCGAUAAAGUGCAAGGAAGGGUGGUUCCUAUGGAAGGAGGCUCAUAUGAAGUGGGCGAACAAGGCGCAGCCGGCCGUUCUCAUCCGGAAAGGCCUGGCCAUGAAGACAGGUGUGCUCUACGUCGGACUCUUCUCCGAAUACUCGUAG